AAUUCUUUCAUACAAUGCAAGUGUCAAUUUCUAUAUGUUCUUUGGUGGUACAAAUUUUGGUUUUACAGCUGGUGCAAAUGAUUGGGGCUAUGGAAAGUAUACACCUGACAUAACUUCAUAUGAUUAUGAUGCUGUUAUGGAUGAAGCUGGUGGUAUCACAGAGAAAUAUGAAUUAGUACGUAAUGUCAUAAAAGAAUAUAUGGAAGUACCUGAUAUUAAUGUAACAAUGGCUUCACGCAUUGCUUAUGGCUCUGUUAUAUUGAAGCCGAUAGCAACUGUGCUAUCUGGCAUGGGACGUUCAACUCUAACUAGAGGUAAAGCAAUAACUGCUGAAAAACCUCAAACAUUUGAGGAACUUGAUCUGUAUUCAGGUCUUGUUCUAUAUGAAACUGAACUACCAAGGUUGGAAAUUGAUCCCACUUUACUGACGGUUAAUGAUUUACGUGAUCGAGCAUUCGUUUAUGUCGACGAACAAUUUGUAGGCACUUUAUCUAGAGAAAAUCAAAUAUUUUCAUUACCAUUGAGCAAAGGUUGGGGUAAUAAAUUACAGCUCUUAGUGGAAAAUCAAGGUCGCAUUAAUUUUAAUGUUGCCAACGAUACUAAAGGCAUAAUGGGUGAUAUAACCGUACAACGUUUAAGUGGCGAGAAACAAAAACUUGUUAAUUGGGUUUCAACAGCAAUGCCUUUAGAUGGUGAUCAAAUUCUUGAUAUAAUAAAUAAGCACAAGAGCAUAGACAUGACUGAUGAUGUUUUAAAUAUCAAAUCCCAUGUGAUGUCAAAUGGACCUGUUGUUUAUUAUGGAGAAUUCUUGGUGGGUAAACUAGGUGAUACGUAUCUAAAUACAACAGGUUGGGGUAAAGGCGUUCUUUAUGUUAAUGGAUUUAAUUUGGGACGCUACUGGCCGCAAGCUGGUCCACAAAUCACUAUGUACGUGCCAAAGGAGCUUUUAACCUUAGGUCUUAAUAGUGUAGUUAUGUUAGAAUACCAACUCGCAAAUCAAAAAAUACCCAAUAUUGCAUCAGUGGAGUUAAUGAGUAAAGCACAAUUGGACGGUUAAAUACAAACGCAUAAUUUACUAUGGAAAUGGAAUAAAUAAUAAAAUUUUCAUAUAUUUAAUGAAACGAGACUAAUUCGGGCACAAAGUAAAUGUACUUCUAUAUGUAUCUAGCAAAUAAAAUUAAUUAUAACUG
Teleopsis dalmanni is the source of this 1190-nucleotide messenger RNA. RefSeq names its product beta-galactosidase-like. Gene Ontology annotation, biological process: carbohydrate metabolic process. The transcript has a single exon. Gene Ontology annotation, cellular component: vacuole. Gene Ontology annotation, molecular function: beta-galactosidase activity. The coding region runs from base 35 to 1057 and encodes 340 amino acids. The record is from RefSeq and is a predicted model, not a curated record. Lineage: Eukaryota; Metazoa; Arthropoda; Insecta; Diptera; Diopsidae.